CUUUCACACUGCAAUGGUUCUCAGAAACGCGUUUGGAGUGGGCCCUCUUCCUAGUUCCUACCCUCUGUGCUGCCCAUAUGUCAAAGUCUUUGUGCUUUUCAAGACAGCGAGGCGACAGAGGGGAAAAAAACAGCUGGAUCCAAGGAUCAGUGCUGCUAGCGACUCGGCUAGCUGUAUCACCCCAUCAAGCUAGCUCUUUCUCCUCGGCUGCCUGACUUCCCUAAGCUGGUGGUGAGGCUGAUGAUGAGGUGUGAAGAUGGAGGAUCCUGAAUACCUGGACCUGGAUGAGAUCGACUUCUCUGAUGAUUCAGUGUAUUCCGUGACGUCCCUGAAGAGCAUCCCAGAGUUAUCCAGAAGGAGUGAUGGCCCGGCCGAGGAGAGACCAGCUCCAGCCAUCAACUGGAGUCGCAGCGUUUCCUCCCACAGCAGCGGGGGAAUCAAACCCACGGGGCUCGCUGAGGUCCACAGUAAGUUCCGGCCGGUGAAGAGGGUCUCUCCUCUCAAACACCAACCAGAGACCACUGACUGCGACUCAGAGGAGAAAGACCAGGGCCAGGGUCCGGGCGAGGCGGGGGAGGCCAGUAAGGAUGACGCCAACUCUGACAAACCGACCCACGCCUCCACCUCCUCUGAUGGUCCGGGGGGGAAGGCGAAAGCCGGCAGCGGUGGUGUGGUGGGAGGGAACAACCCCCAGGCUCUGUUCGGGGAGCUGGAGCACUACGACUUGGACAUGGACGAGAUCCUGGACGUGCCGUACAUCAAGUCCAGUCAGCAGAUGUCCACGCUACCUCGCGUCCCCCACGAUAAGCGCUCGGUGACAGGCAGCAACCUGGGCGGAGGCACCCUGGAGAGGACCAGGGGAGGGGGGCUGAAGAGCUCCAUUUUACCCCACAACGAGCCUCUGAGCCUGGGCAGCAGCAGCUCACAGACUCCGUAUUGUGUCCUGUCCCCGGUGAAGUGGUCCGACCUCAGGAAGUCCAAGUCGAUGGAUCCAGACCUCCACCACCUCCACCGCCCCCCCGCUGGAGGAGGCUACCAGUCGGAGCUGCUCUCCUCUGGACUCCUCAGCUGCUCCGCCUCACUGUCUUCCUUCUCCGACGCAGAUAAACUGUUGUCUGCGCGAGUCUACCCAGACUCCCAGAGCCAGAGACCGGCUGUUGAUCCUCCAGGUGGGGGCCCAGGGAUGAUGUUCCCCAUGCCAGGGUGCAGCGUGGGCCGGCAGGACGCUUCUUUGCCUUGGACUCCUGGAUCGGGAGGGGGAGGAGGGGGUGGCAGCGGCGGGCCGAGGGGGUUCGGAGGAAGUGGAGGAGCAGGGGGGGAGUUGGACGAGGAGACCAAGAAGAACCAGAACAUCAUCAACAUCGUCAGAGAGGGGCAGAUGUCCCUGCUGCCUCACCUGGCGGCGGACAACCUGGAGCUGAUCCGCGACGAGGACGGGAACAACCUGCUGCACGUCUCCGCCUGCCAGGGUCACGCUGACUGUCUGCAGCAUCUCACCUCUCUGAUGGGGGAGGACAGCCUCAACGAGCGCAACAACCAGCAGCUCACCCCUGCUGGUCUGGGAGUCAAGAACGGUCAUCUGGAGUGUGUGAGGUGGAUGGUGAGUGAGACCGAGGCCAUCGCAGAGCUGAGCUGCACCAGAGAACAUCCCAGUCUGAUCCACUACGCUGCUCGAUACGGACAGGAGAAAGUCUUGUUGUGGCUGCUUCAGUUCAUGCAGGAGCAGGCCAUCUCUCUGGACGAAGUGGACCAGAACGGGAACAGUGCGGUCCACGUGGCAGCGCAAUACGGACACCUCACCUGUAUACAGACUCUGGUGGAGUAUGGCUCCAACGUCACGUUCCAGAACCAGCAGGGAGAGCGGGCCUCCCAGAGUGCCGAGCGGCAGGGACACACCACCUGUGCUCGGUACCUGGUCGUCGUGGAAACAUGCAUGUCAUUGGCCUCGCAGGUCGUUAAGCUCACCAAACAGCUCAAUGAACAGGCAACAGACAGGAUGGCUCUACAGAAACAACUGCAGAGACUGAUGGACCCCAACAACGCAGAGGGGACACCUUCAAGAUCACCCAGCUCCCAUCAGCCCUCAGUGGAGGUGUGGCCGGAGAUGAUGCUGACAGCAGAGGGGACUCCAGGUGACGGCUGGCUGGUUCGUCAAGGAGGGGUAGGCCCAGACCCCGUGCUGCGUCAGCUUCUGGGGAAGGAAACGCUGGGUCCCAGGGAGAGGCUGCCUCCGGCGGGGGGCCCCGUGGCCCCUGGGGCCCGCAGGCCAGGGCUGGUGGAGAGGAGAGAGCUCAAACUAGCGAGACUCAAGCAGAUCAUGCAGCGCUCUCUGAGUGAAUCUGAUUCAGACGGUUACCCACCAGAGGAAGGUAAAAGUCAAGAUGCUUCUGCCUCCAACACACUGCGACCUGAUAGGCCAUCUCACCUGCCAAUCACAGAGGAGGAGCCAGCGCCAACCCAACUUAACCUGACGAAUAGGAAGCACCUCCCUUCCUCCAUCUCCUCCUCGUCCUUCUCUUCCACAGCUGAGAGGAAGCAAGCGUUUUCUCUCAGCGGGUCAAAGUCGGCGGAUAGCGUCGGUUUCAACCCCUCCCCCACCUCCAGCGACCCCGAGGCGGCAGAGGGUAAAACUCCAGACGCUUCCGCUGACCUUCACGACGGUGCUAAUGGCCAGAAAGUUGCCACCAGCCCCAAGAGCGCCCUGAAGUCGCCCUCAUCUCGCAGGAAGACGUCUCAAAACCUCAAACUGAGGGUCACCUUCGACGAGCAGGUGCACAAGAGCACCAAUCAGGAUGCAGAGCAGACCAAAGGGCAUCAUGGGAAGGAGAGGACUACAACAGGAAGCUCUGAAAGCAAGCGGUCGUUCGGGGCUUUCCGCUCCAUCAUGGAGACACUGAGCGGAAACACAAACCACAACAACAACAGUGGCGUUCAGUUGGGCUCCACCUGUCAGAACUCACCCGGCAGGAAGUCAGAGAGUAAAGGCAGCCCAGCAGGAGGAGGGGGCGCCCGGGGGAAGAGCAAAACCAGUAAUAUUUAACCAACUAAGGUCUCCUGAAGGACAGAGAGCACGUAGGAAAAAAAACACAGCACAGAGCAAACAGAAAAAGAAGCCUACAUGAGAAAUGUAUAGUGAGUAACUGAAAAAAAGGGUAUCAUUUUUCUUUAUUUUUCUUCAGCUUCAGAUUUAUCGAGCCAGCUGAGUCAAAGAAACCCUGGCUUUGUUGAACUCGCUUCCUAGUAAACCCCCCUGCAUACUACACGUGUUAAGUCAAAUAGUCAAACAGACUAUAUACUAAACACUUCCAUAAAAGGCAACUUUAUUUUCAAGGACCACCCACAAGCUUUCAUCUUUGUUUGUCACUCCAGUUAGGAUUAUUUAACUUCACAUUCUUACGAACAGUUUAAAGGGAUUUUUGAAGUUUGCUCACCAUAUGUUUCUCGUGUUCUUUGCUUCGGAUGUUUUGACUUUUGUAGAGUUGAAGGACUUUAAGACAAACAAAGCUGUUGGUUUUCUUGUUCACUUGUGUUUAAUGGUGUGAUUCAGGGACGGGAAUCACUACUAAGUGAAUAACAACAACCUGUGUUAUAAUGUGGUUUAACGAUACUGAAGCAAUUGCUUUUAUUGAAGGACUGCACAAUGUUUGAGUAUUAAUCAGCGUCCUGUAGACAUCUCACAUCAGCAAAAAAAAUACUUGCAUACAUUUUUGGUUUUUAUCAAGGUUACACAUUACAUUGGUCUGCUCCAACUAAAAGGUGACAAUAGUUCUCUAACCGAGCAAAGUUUCUCUGGCAUCCUGUGACUGUACUCUGAACUACACUAAAGAUGAAGUAUUAGUAUUUAUGUUUAUGCACAUGUAUGAUUUGAAAGAAUGUGGUUAUAAUCGCGCACGUGGUUACCGUGCACCAGCACAAAUAGUUUUAAAACCACUGUAUAUAAAGUAGUAUUUAAUUGUUCUUUGCAUCAUAUUCAACAUUUUGUUUCUAUAUUAUCUAUGCAGUAUUUUUGGCAUGAAGUGGACUUUAGUUGUGUCAUGUUUGAGACGGGGAGGUUUAAGGAUGCAGCAGCGAACAAACGGCGGACCUUAUGAACUUAAGAGACUGGAGUCGAUGCGGUUUAAACUCCAGAGAUUUUAAACUCCUGACAAUCUUUCCAGAAGCUUAAAAUCAAUCAACUGGGGCUCAUUCAGUGUGGUAAUGCGUGGUAGUUGAAUUAGGAGAUUCCUUGUGAGUAACAAAAACAUGUGCUAAGUUAGCGUUUUAGGACUUCCAGGCUUCCUUAUAUCGAAGUCAAUGCAUUAUGAAAUAAUUUUUGGUUGAAUACGUCACAAGCUUGAGAAAAUGUUCACGUUUUGUCCUACGACAUAAAAUACAUCAUUCAUUACGCUUUUACAUGACUUGAAAAAUGCGCUUGCUAACAAGUGGCUAACCGAGACUCAUUACCGUCAAUGAACGUUAGCCGUCUUUUGCUUAACGGUGAUGACAUGACAAGUGUGUCGCAGAGUAAGAUUUUUACUUGGCUAUUGCAUUGACGCUUCAGCUAUUUUAAAGUGGUGAUGUUAAUAUGUUCAGAUUAUCCUGCUGAACAAAAUGUGUUGGUAUAAAAACCGUUUUUGAUCCUAUUUUCUGCUAUGAGAUUGAGACUCUUAAACCUUUCUUUACUACCUAGCUUCAAGAGCCACCUGAAAGUUUACCAGGGUAGGACAGAACUGUUCUGUUCAGCAGGAUAAUCUCCAUGUAUAGACAGAACUAAGAAGCUAAUGUUAGGCUACAUCACAGUCGCAUUACUUCACGUAACCACCGCUAAGCUAAAGGCGGCUAAUGUUUGGCGUGAUGACGUUGCGUUGUCUCAUUAAGUCACAAGUUUAUUACAAUUUAUAAACGAUACACAUACAGAAUUCAGGCUUAGCUCUCUAUGUAGCUUUGGUAUAACCUGGAUCACAUCUGUUAUGUUUAUUUUCCACGUUUAGGUUGAUGCAAAUACUGGUUCUGGUUCCAACACAGCAGACUACUUGUCAUUGUUCAGAUCCGAGAGACUCUGGUGUGUUUUUUAUUUCUAAGUUUACACACCUUCUUUGGCUGUUGUGGUUACGAUGGUGGAUAUUUUUGAGGCGGUUGAUUCUCGGAGGAUUGACCUGUUCUGACUUGUUAAAAGUACAGUCCAACAUAAAAGGAUUAGUACUACAUCUGUUCAUUUUAUUGACUAAGUGAAAAUCAAAACGUGGGAUUUCUUUUUCGGUUUAAACUUAGGUUUUGUUAGUUGGUUACAUGUGAGGUCCUUUGAAGUUUCCUGGAAAUAACGAUUAUUUGUUGCCUUCCAAAGGAUGCAUCCAGUGAUUCAAUUCCAAUGAAUAGCUGACUUUUAUCCAACAAAAAAUGUGUUGUAUUAGUCUUAGGGCUAGCAAAUAAUACAUAAUAUAUUUCCAUAUUUAAUAAUAUGACUCAAUAUUUAAUUUGUUUUUAAAUGGAUCCUUUCAACAUGUUAUUUUUAUCUCAACAUAGCUAGCUAAAAUAACUUAAUUUGCCAAAAGUAUGUGUGGAAUUUUUCCAGACUCCAUUGCCUCGAAAUCAAGUUUGUUGCCAAAAUAACAAGUGUUGUCUGUGGGUUGAUCGUGUCUGUGUGCUUGUUUUUAAAAUGCAGUUUAUCUUUAUUCAAAGUGUCUUUAUUUCAAGCGUUCCUUCAGGAGGAGGAAAGCAUCUCUGCAUCAGUCAAACGGAGGAGAAAAACUUAACUCUUCCUCUCUGUUUUCUUUGUAAUAUAAACUUGUGGUGCUGCAUUCUUACGGAACAAAAUGAGACACAAUAUCAGUGAAUGUCCGAGGAUACGGUCCUCUGUGAACUUAUGUAUGCUCCUAAGAAGUCAAAAAAGGAGCUGGGACAAUGUUUCAAGAACAUUGGAAUUAAGAUUUGUAAUCACAUGGACUUUUCUUGACCAUCCACAGAGGUUUCUUUUUGUACAGAAUGACGGACAUUUGUUAUUUGACAUUAAAGCACCACAGGUGUUUUUGCAUCUUU
Eleginops maclovinus (Patagonian blennie) is the source of this 6015-nucleotide messenger RNA. RefSeq names its product synuclein, alpha interacting protein (gene sncaip). The transcript has 12 exons. NCBI's taxonomy places the organism in Eukaryota, Metazoa, Chordata, Actinopteri, Perciformes, Eleginopidae. Bases 257 to 3040 code for a protein of 927 amino acids. Gene Ontology annotation, molecular function: ubiquitin protein ligase binding. The record is from RefSeq and is a predicted model, not a curated record.